AUGGCUGCCUUUCUGCGCGUGCUGGUGCUGUUGCUGGUGUGCGGUGCGUGCUGGAGCGGUGCGGCGGCGCAGGGCCCCGCCAACCUGACCCUGGUGCAGGCCAACUCGACGGCGACCGUGGAGCAGCAGGGGGCCGCCACGCUCAGCCUCAAGUUCACGCCGUCCACUGUGCAGCUGGCAGGGAUUGUCGAGAUCAACGCGACUAGCUGCAGCGGAGCGGGACUGCCCGCAGAUGUGGUGCUGCUGGGCACCAACAUCAGCACUUUGCCCCCCAACAUCAACAUCAGCGCGAGCUCGCUGGGGUCCAACAUUGGCAGCUUCUCCCUCACCAACCUCACGCUCAAUAUCUCCGCUCUGAGCUUCCCGGUGAACCCAUCCAACGGCAGCUUCCAGGUGGUGGUCAACACGGGGACGGCCCACGUGGACGCUCUCAACGGCACGCUGACCGGCAACCAGAUCAACCAGAUGGACGUCAGCCUGCAGUUUCAGAACCAGUCCGCCGUCGUCAACGGCUCCUUCGUCAAGACGGCUGGUGGACUGGACAUGAGGGCGUCGUCAGUCGUAACCAUCCCUCUGAGUGAGAUCGUGGAUGCGGCAGGCUUCGGCGGCAACGCUCUGGUGACGACCGCCACAGCCGGGGGGUCCAUCCAGAUUCCCAUCAAUCUUCUAGCCAGUGGCAACAACACGUGCGCCAACCCAACGCCGAGCUGA
Messenger RNA from Klebsormidium nitens, 711 nucleotides. Lineage: Eukaryota; Viridiplantae; Streptophyta; Klebsormidiophyceae; Klebsormidiales; Klebsormidiaceae. The record is from the annotation of a GenBank genome assembly.